Vitis riparia (riverbank grape) is the source of this 3011-nucleotide messenger RNA. RefSeq names its product pentatricopeptide repeat-containing protein At3g57430, chloroplastic. Gene Ontology annotation, biological process: RNA modification. Gene Ontology annotation, molecular function: zinc ion binding; protein binding; RNA binding. The coding region runs from base 103 to 2793 and encodes 896 amino acids. NCBI's taxonomy places the organism in Eukaryota, Viridiplantae, Streptophyta, Magnoliopsida, Vitales, Vitaceae. The transcript has a single exon. The record is from RefSeq and is a predicted model, not a curated record.
AAUAAGAUUCAAAUUUAUUCGUAUGCGAGCAUGUGAGGAGGCGAGGUGUGGGGAUUUCAUUUUUUAAGCUUCAACUACCUCUUCAACUGUAAUAACUACCAAAUGUCCUCCUGUAACUGUCACCAGCUCCUCUCUCCUCUACCUUUGGCUCUUCCUUCUUCACACUCUCCUCCUUCCCUCCAAACUCAACCGCCACCUUCAAUUCAGAAACCCACCGCUUCUCCACUCACCUCCAAAACCCCUCCAAAACCCACAUCCCCAUCGCGCUCCACCGCCUCAUGGGUCGACGCCCUUCGCUCCAGAACGCGAUCAAAUGAUUUCCGUGAAGCCAUUUCCACUUACAUCGAAAUGACGGUGUCGGGUGCUCGACCCGACAACUUCGCUUUCCCGGCGGUUUUGAAGGCGGUGUCGGGCCUCCAGGACUUGAAAACCGGGGAACAGAUUCAUGCGGCUGCUGUGAAAUUUGGGUAUGGAUUGUCUUCGGUGACUGUGGCGAAUACACUUGUUAAUAUGUAUGGGAAGUGCGGUGGGAUUGGGGAUGUGUGCAAGGUGUUUGACAGAAUUACUGACAGAGAUCAAGUGUCAUGGAACUCUUUUAUUGCCGCAUUGUGUCGAUUUGAGAAGUGGGAGCAGGCGUUGGAGGCGUUUCGGGCGAUGCAAAUGGAGAAUAUGGAGCUCAGCUCGUUUACUCUGGUGAGUGUGGCGCUUGCGUGUUCAAAUUUGGGUGUAAUGCAUGGUUUGCGACUUGGAAAACAGCUUCAUGGGUAUAGUUUGAGGGUGGGUGAUCAGAAAACGUUUACAAAUAAUGCAUUGAUGGCAAUGUAUGCGAAAUUGGGAAGAGUUGAUGACUCAAAAGCUUUGUUUGAAUCAUUCGUGGACCGUGAUAUGGUCUCGUGGAACACCAUGAUAAGCUCAUUCUCGCAAAGUGAUCGAUUUUCUGAGGCGUUGGCCUUCUUCCGCCUCAUGGUUCUUGAAGGGGUUGAGCUUGAUGGGGUUACAAUUGCGAGUGUUCUUCCUGCCUGUUCCCAUUUGGAGAGGUUGGAUGUUGGAAAGGAAAUUCAUGCGUAUGUCUUGAGAAACAAUGAUUUGAUUGAAAAUUCUUUUGUGGGUAGCGCACUAGUCGACAUGUACUGCAAUUGCCGUCAGGUUGAGAGUGGCCGGAGGGUUUUUGACCAUAUCUUAGGACGGCGAAUUGAGCUUUGGAAUGCCAUGAUUUCAGGUUAUGCUCGAAAUGGGCUUGAUGAGAAGGCCUUGAUUCUCUUCAUUGAGAUGAUAAAGGUAGCUGGGCUUCUCCCGAACACCACCACAAUGGCAAGUGUUAUGCCAGCUUGUGUACACUGUGAAGCAUUCUCUAACAAAGAAAGCAUCCAUGGGUAUGCGGUAAAGUUGGGUUUCAAGGAGGACCGGUAUGUCCAGAAUGCACUCAUGGACAUGUACUCAAGGAUGGGGAAGAUGGACAUUUCAGAGACUAUAUUUGACAGCAUGGAGGUUAGGGAUAGAGUGUCUUGGAACACCAUGAUCACAGGUUACGUUCUUUCUGGCCGCUAUAGCAAUGCACUUGUUCUGCUACAUGAGAUGCAGAGAAUGGAAAACACAAAGGACGUGAAGAAGGAUGAUAACGACGAUGAGAAAGGAGGUCCUUAUAAACCAAAUGCAAUCACGCUAAUGACAGUCCUUCCUGGUUGUGCAGCCCUGGCAGCAAUAGCAAAGGGGAAAGAAAUUCAUGCCUAUGCCAUUAGAAACAUGCUGGCAUCAGACAUCACUGUGGGAAGCGCAUUAGUUGAUAUGUAUGCAAAAUGCGGCUGCUUGAACCUAUCUAGAAGGGUGUUCGAUGAAAUGCCCAACAAAAAUGUCAUCACAUGGAAUGUCCUCAUCAUGGCUUGUGGAAUGCAUGGAAAAGGGGAGGAAGCUUUGGAACUAUUCAAAAACAUGGUGGCAGAAGCAGGCAGGGGUGGGGAAGCAAAACCUAAUGAAGUAACAUUUAUUACGGUCUUCGCAGCAUGUAGUCACUCUGGGCUGAUAAGUGAAGGCCUAAACUUGUUCUAUAGAAUGAAACAUGAUCAUGGAGUAGAACCCACAUCAGAUCACUACGCUUGUGUUGUAGACUUGCUUGGUCGAGCAGGUCAACUGGAGGAAGCUUAUGAGCUUGUUAAUACCAUGCCUGCUGAGUUUGACAAAGUUGGUGCUUGGAGUAGCUUGCUUGGUGCCUGUCGAAUUCACCAGAAUGUGGAACUAGGGGAAGUUGCAGCCAAAAAUCUGCUUCAUCUAGAACCCAAUGUGGCUAGCCAUUAUGUUCUACUCUCUAAUAUCUACUCAUCUGCUGGGCUCUGGAACAAGGCCAUGGAAGUUCGGAAGAACAUGAGGCAAAUGGGAGUGAAAAAAGAACCUGGGUGCAGUUGGAUUGAGUUUAGAGAUGAAGUACAUAAGUUCAUGGCCGGGGAUGUAUCUCAUCCACAAAGUGAGCAACUCCAUGGGUUCCUGGAGACAUUGUCAGAGAAGAUGAGAAAGGAGGGGUACGUGCCUGACACUUCUUGUGUUCUUCACAAUGUUGAUGAAGAUGAGAAGGAAAAUCUACUAUGUGGGCAUAGUGAGAAACUGGCAAUAGCAUUUGGUAUCCUGAACACCCCUCCCGGCACUACCAUUCGAGUAGCUAAGAACCUUAGAGUUUGUAAUGACUGCCAUGUUGCUACAAAGUUUAUCUCAAAAAUCAUGGAGAGGGAGAUCAUUGUAAGGGAUGUUAGGAGGUUCCAUCAUUUCAAGGAGGGAACUUGUUCCUGUGGGGAUUAUUGGUGAGGAAGCAUUCGAACCCAGUUUUCAUUUCUGAUUCUUUUCAAGUCCAAAUACCUAAUACAACCGUAUAAUUCCAUGUGUCUCCAUAAGUUACCAUUGUUGUAUUAGAAAGAACUGAGAAGUAGCUCAGUGCAUAUUUAUUUCAUUGUCAAAUACUUUUUGUAACUUCUCAAUAAUCAAUACACCGAAAUUCUAGGAGGCAGUCUGCUUCCUUGUCCACA